Molecule: messenger RNA, 1064 nt
Organism: Nicrophorus vespilloides
Lineage: Eukaryota; Metazoa; Arthropoda; Insecta; Coleoptera; Silphidae
Gene: CSN7
Product: COP9 signalosome complex subunit 7b
Exons: 5
Coding region: 112-921 (269 amino acids)
Biological process (GO): COP9 signalosome assembly
Cellular component (GO): COP9 signalosome
Source: RefSeq, a predicted model, not a curated record
AUACACUACUUGCAUUUGCUUCUGUCAAGCUUGAUAUACUCACUGUUGUGAAGAAAGGUUAAAUCAGUAAAUUUGGUUUUGCAGUAAUAUUUUAUAAAUAUCAAAGCAAUCAUGGUCGUCGAAAAGAACGCCUUCUCUGGAAAUCCCCUCGAGCAAUUCGUGUUACUUGCGAAAAGUGCCAAAGGUGCAGCUUGCAUCGAGCUUGUGAAACAAGUGCUUGAAGCUCCUGGAGUUUAUGUAUUUGGGGAGCUACUCGACAUGCCAAACAUCUCUGAGUUAGCAUUAGGUCCAAGCAAGAACUGCAUAGCAACAUUAAAUUUAUUUGCUUAUGGUACCUACAAUGAAUACCUCCAAAACAAGGAACUCUUCUUUGAACUAAGUCCUGCCCAGAAGAAGAAACUUCAGCAUCUCACUAUUGUUACUUUAGCCACCCAGUCAAAGUGUAUUCCAUAUGGAAUUCUUUUGAAAGAAUUAGAUAUAAACAAUGUGCGUGACUUGGAAGAUCUUAUAAUUGAAGCCAUUUAUGCAGAUAUUAUCCAUGGUAAAUUGGAUCAGAAGAAUAGUCAAUUGGAGGUGGACUGCGCCAUCGGUAGAGACAUAAAACCAGAUGAUAUUAAUGUUGUUGUGAAUUGCUUGCAAGAGUGGUGUUCCGCUUGCGAAGGUGUUUUGGCUUGCGUAGACACCCAAAUCCAUAGAGCUAACAACGAGAAGAAUAGAUGUGUUCUAAGAAAGACUGAAAUCGAGCAAGAAAUCGUGAAUAUAAAGAAAACUUUGAAAGCGCAAUUGGAAGAUAGAAAUGAGGGGACGGAUGAGGUGAUGGCAACGGAUAGUCGCGAGGCAACGGCGAGUGGCGAGAAGGGCAAGAAGUCCUCCAAAGGCAAAGGUAUUAGAUCAAGUAGUAAGUUCUGGUUGAAAUCUUAAUCUAACAGAAAGCACACAUAGUUAACAAUUAUCUCAUACGUAGCAGUGUCUAGUCUUCUAACUGCAUUUGUAAUAAUCUAUCUGUAUUAUAUAUAUAUUUUUCGGGAUUUUAUUGUUCGAGAAUAAAGUCUUCUCUUAAUCCC